UCUCCUAGUCUACUAUUUGAUUUUUUUUCCUUUAGAACAAUUUGAUCAUACUGUGCAUGCAAGAGAGAGAGAGAGAGAGAAAGAGCAAUUGCAGUGGAAGUCUUGUGCACGCUCAACAAGAUGAGAAGGGAAUAAUUUGCAGGACAAAGUAUUCCAUCUUACACCGUUUACUAGUUGACCUCAAUAUAUAUACUGCGCCCCCGUCUGGUGGAAUGUGUGGAGCACAUAUCCAUGAACACUAUUAGGACCUACCAAGCUGCAACUAUUCAUAUAUAUAUGUGUGUGUAAAGUGAAAAAGGAGAAGAAGGAUUUGAAGGAGAGCUUCCGGUAUUUUGUUUGGGGGUUUCAAAAGAGAAAUGGAAGGAGAACGGGGAGGAGUCCAUAAUUAUGAGCUACAAGUUUCUUUCUCAACUCCACAACCUAUCAACGAAAUGGGGUUUGUACAGUUUGAAGAAAACCAGGUUUUGAGUUUAUUGGCUCUUGCACACUCUUCUCAUCAUCAUCAAAUAUCUCAGCCUCUUAAUACUACCACCACCACCACCAAUUCCACUGCCAUGGGCUUCACCACGCAUAACAACAACCAGGUAGUAAAUACUGAAGAUCCCAAAGCUGCAAACGAUGAGAACAACUGUCCUAGUAAAGCUAAUGAUGGAAACAACUCAUGGUGGAGGAGCUCAGCCUCGGAAAAGAGCAAAUUGAAGGUAAGGAGAAAGCUUAGAGAACCAAGGUUUUGCUUCCAAACCAGAAGCGAUGUUGAUGUGCUAGACGAUGGUUAUAAGUGGAGAAAAUAUGGGCAGAAGGUUGUGAAAAAUAGCCUUCAUCCUAGAAGUUAUUAUCGUUGUACGCACAAUAAUUGUAGAGUGAAGAAGAGAGUGGAGCGACUGUCGGAGGAUUGUCGAAUGGUGAUAACAACUUACGAAGGUAGACAUAACCACACUCCCAGUGAUGAUUCUAAUUCAUCUGAGCAUGAAUGUUUUACAUCUUUCUAAAUUUGGAAUGUUUUCAAAAAAACCCAAAUAGUAAAUAUAAUGAACAUAUGUAUAUGUUGUAAUAUUAUCUUCCUACAGCUUUAUCCAAAUAGUGAUCAUUUAAGGACAUCCGUAGCUUACAUGGACAUUGUGUCUUUUAUUAUUAAUCCACUUGAAGACAAGAGUAGAUCCUUUGGUCUAUAA
This is a messenger RNA of Gossypium arboreum, 1172 nucleotides long. Its product is annotated as probable WRKY transcription factor 12. NCBI's taxonomy places the organism in Eukaryota, Viridiplantae, Streptophyta, Magnoliopsida, Malvales, Malvaceae. The transcript is spliced from 4 exons. Gene Ontology annotation, biological process: regulation of DNA-templated transcription. Gene Ontology annotation, molecular function: DNA-binding transcription factor activity; sequence-specific DNA binding. The record is from RefSeq and is a predicted model, not a curated record. The coding region runs from base 357 to 989 and encodes 210 amino acids.